Molecule: messenger RNA, 4789 nt
Organism: Bombina bombina (fire-bellied toad)
Lineage: Eukaryota; Metazoa; Chordata; Amphibia; Anura; Bombinatoridae
Gene: GPR137C
Product: G protein-coupled receptor 137C
Exons: 7
Coding region: 338-1471 (377 amino acids)
Biological process (GO): positive regulation of TORC1 signaling
Cellular component (GO): lysosomal membrane
Source: RefSeq, a predicted model, not a curated record
UGCAAGCGCCUCAAAUGGUUUGGCUCAGCUGAUCUCUUCCAGCGGAGUUGUUUUGAACAGAUAGAACUGCAGUAGGAGGAGGAUAGAGAAAAAAGGGGACAGAGUGAUUGAGAGUAUGAGGGGAAAAUAACAGAGCUCCCCUUUGUUAUAACUCGAUGUUGUUUUAAUGAGCUGUCGGUUUGUUUUUAAAAGUGUAUUUUUCAUUAGUAUUAUUUCUCUUUUUAAUUUUCUUAGGGGCUUCCUCUGCCCGGUGGUUAGGAUUACCGCCUCCUUUAUUUAAAUGUUAUUAGCUCCUCUAAUAUUUAGCUGAGGAAUCAGUAAAUUUAAGGAUAAAAACAUGAAAUCUGCAAUUCCCUGGUCUGUAGAGCUGGCAUUAACUGUCUUUUAUACGGUGCUUUGUUCUGCUCUCUUCUUGUUGAUCUAUUUGCAGCUGUGGUUGCUUUUACAUUACAAACAAAAGAGGCUCAGCCACCAAACCCUUGUCCUGUUUAUCUGCCUGCUCUGGGUGGGCUUCAGGACAGUCCUGUUUUCUUUUUACCUAAAAAACUGUGCUCAAGCCAAUGACUUGCAACCUUUUCCACACUGGGUCCUCUAUUGCUUCCCAGUUUCUUUGCAGUUCUUCACUUUGUGUCUCCUUAAUCUAUAUUUUUCACAGGUUAUUUUUAAAGCAAGGUGUUCCCCUGAAUUGAACAAAUACAAGAUUCCUCUGCGCCUGGGAUUUUUAUUUACAAGCAUUGCUUUCCUAAUAGUGAACUUGUCUUGUGUACUUAUCGUUCGUAACAAGUCUGAAGACCAGCACAAGUGGAUCACGAUCACUAGAAUUAUUGUUAAUGAAUGUCUCUUUUUUGCUUGUUCUGUUACACUGGCCAACAGCACCUACAAAAUAUCAACUAUGUCUUCUGCAUAUGUCUAUCUUGAGUCCAAGGGCACAUCUGGGCACCAAGCAGUCGUCAUUGGCUCAGUAAUCAGUGUGCUCUAUAUUCUAAGAGCUUGCUAUAAUCUGGUAGUAAUUUCCACAUCAGAAAGCGAAACCAGUCCAUUUAGCUAUGGAUGGAAUGGGCCGACUGAUCAUGCUGCUGUAGAGGAAACAAAUGGUUUAGAAUACAUACUCUUUGGGAUUGUUUUCCUACUUUGUGAGCUUCUGCCAAUAAGCCUGAUGGUCUGUUUCUUUCGUGCGAAGAAGCUAAAUCAGAAUUUGGCAGCAGCUGGGAUGGUGAACAGUCACAGCUUUGGGUCCAGAGCUUACUUUUUUGACAAUCCUAGAAGAUAUGAUAGUGAUGAUGAUUUACCAAGACUUGCUGGAGCAAAAGGAGAAAGAGGGAGCUUGCCUUCGACUCCAAAGGCCUCUGGAUGGUAUGGAACAAUCUGUCCAGCUAUGAGUUGUGCAAUUUCCCCACCUCUGCUGAGCGAACUUCCUGCAGGCUCUCCUUUACUAUUCACUUGUGGAAAUGUGGGGUCACAAGUGGCAUGACACACUCCUCAUGGGAAAGUUAAACUGCACCUUCUUGCAACUGUCUGUUACGUUUGAGACAGUAUGCGGUGUCUUUGUUUACGUUAAUGCAUUUACAUAUACAUUCCGUUUUUAAGGCACGUAAACCUUGGCCUUGGAUACAGGCAGCAUCCUUAAGAUACUCUUACUAUAUAAGUUGUCUUAAGGAGUCUAAUGGCAGCUGAAGACUUCUUUGCUUGUUAAAGGAAGUAUAAAUGCAUUUUGCACCUAUGUACUCUCUACCAUAUUAAAUUCCAUCAAGAAACAUUAGAAGGCAUCAAACAUAUGAGCAAAGCAAAAUGUCAUAACAUUUCAGAGAAUGUCUACUAUUUACUGGGAUUGUAUUGGGACAACUUUAAAAUCUGACAUUUGUUUUCACUCUCAAAGUGAAUUCAUCUUGUGUUUAAUUCUUAAAGGCAUUUUUUUUUUUUUUUUUUAAUGCUAGCACUUUGACCAAUACAAACAAUAGGCUGCGUUUUUUGUUUUUUUUUUAGGCUUCCCCAACGGCUUUUCAAUGCCCUUCCUUGUAACAAAAUGCAUAUAACUUAUGUAUUGAUAGGCAGCCGUUUGAUAUUAGCUGUGAAUCGAAUUGCUCCCAUGUUUUCUGAAAGGAUGGAAACCUACAUUGGCAGUCUUGUGUUACUAAUUGGGACCUGUGUGGUCAAAGUUAGCAUAUAGUCUUUGUGUGUUAGUUUUAUUAGAAGUAUUGCUGUCUUAGUCAUGCAUCUUAUAUGCAGAUGUUGAACAGACCUGUUACACCAUCUGAAAAUGCAUUAUGUGAAGCAAAUGUGUGAUUCUUUUCUCAUCUCUCAAGCCUAACUGAGCUUUGAGUGUUCUGCAAACUUAAAUACCCCUCUUUCUGUAGGACAGCCAUGGCUGCAAGUCUACUGAAUUCCCUUACUAAGGGAAAUGAUGGCUCUUUCCAUGCAUUUGCUUCAUCAUGAAACUACUAAUCCAUAUUAUUUCUGCAGGGCUUUAAAAGUAAGAGAUCAGGGUUUAUUUUAUUUUUUGAUUAUGUUUGUCAGUUCAUAUUUACUGUAAAUUGCAUAAUUUUAGUAAGAAUGUUCACCCAGUAACUGUAAAAGUUAUUGGCGAUCUGGUCCGUUAACAUUUAACCCUCUUUGGAGCAUGCAGGCAUUGUAGCGCUUUUGGGGACCAAAUGGAUGAUAUUUACUUGAUCUAAUGGUUAACAAAAAAUGAAUCGGAGGUUUAAAACAAUGCACCGUUCACCUUCUACAACUGUAAAAAUCAAUUAUAUUGACAAGCCCUAAGCAGCAAGCACAUCUGUUCAGUAUUUCCAGUGAAUUAGAAUAUAAUUUUGCAUUGUAAGAUGGAUUGUGAUUGGCAAGCAAACACUGUCCUUUUUUUAUAUAGUUUGUUUUAUGUUAUGGAAACUUGGUGGUUUACAAUAUAACAUUGCACUGAAUUAUAUCUAUUAUAUUGUCUCCCUUUUUUUUUUUUUUUUUAAACUGUUAAAUUUAAAGCAGUUUAUUUUGUAUUUGAUUUUGACAAAACUAACCUGUUUUGUGGGAAUUUGCUUAUGUGACAAAGAUUUCCAAACCAUGUAAAAUAAUGUUUGAAUAUCACUGGUGUCAUGCAAACCCUGACACACUCUCUCUAGAUAUUAAAAAGCACAAAAUAUAUAGGGGGUUAUUUAUACAUUGGCAAUAGUAAAAUGUCACCAUUUUAAAAACUGUAUUCUGUGUAUUCAACCUGAUUUUUACACUUGAAUAUUUGCUUUUUCCGCCAACAUUAUUCACUGCUCUAGUUUUAAGAUCGAUAAGCAGAUACAAUUUGUACAAUAAUGCUAGAAUUACAGUUAUAUUGAAUAAAUGUUUUGGGGUCAUUUUUUCUUUUAGAGUUUAAAAUCUCCUAUGAAGAGUCAAAAGAAAUCAAGGAGAGGUUGUGUGUUUUUUUUUUGUUUUGUUUUUUUUUGUUUUUUCUAUUUGAAUUUAUUUGGCAAAUUGCAAAACAGUAGAUUUUUUCAGAUUACAAAGAAAAGGGGCAUAAUUGGUCAAAAUGGGGAAAUUGAUAGCCAAUAAUAUCAUUAACAAAAGUUAGUUUAAAUAAUGUCUUAAUGUGUUUUUAGCUUUGCAACUCCAGUUAUGCCAAAAUCUUUAUACAUCUAGUCCUAAACUUAAUAGUUAAGUGAUUGGUGCUGCUGUAAAAAUUCUAGCAUACUUGUUCAUUUAGAUUUUACCAGUGCAGUGCUGUUUAUGGUGCCUAACGACUGGUGUGCAUUUUAUUUUCUUCUGUAAUUAAUAAGCUGCCAAAAUCUAGCAGUGUUUUUACUAGUUUUCCUAAAUAGAAUCUUUCCGUCAGUGUAGAUUCCACAAUCAUCUAUAUAUUUGACUAACUCUGCUUGCGCUAAAAAAUAUGGGCUCAAGGCUACAUAUAUAUGAACCAAUUGCUUUAUUUUGGAGUCUAGUGUUAAGCUUAACCCAUUUUCUUAGCUGCUCUAGCAAAUGUCCGCCCCUCACCAAAGAAUUUUAUAUUUAUUUUUUUUCUUCUAAUUUGGCAUAGGUCAAUUUUUACUUAUGUUUUGAAGCACUUUGUGCACUUUAAUGUGUUUGGAGAAUGAGUGUUACUGCUAAAUAAAUUGUAAAAGCUCAUUUGUCUCCUUACACACUGGCACUCUUAGUUCUUCCAUCAGGAAUAAAAAUCUACAUCCCUUCUUAAAUCUAACGAGAGCCUUUUUUCAUAAUGUGAACAUUGAAAGAUUUCUCUCAGAAUGUUGUAUGUUAAACCAUGCCUAUGCCCCCCUUACUUUCUACAUUCUAUUCAUUUAGUAGCAUGGUCCUGGUAUAUGACAGCAAGAGUGCCCUUUGUCCUUUGUGUUCUUUUUAGCCACAAUAAAGAAGUGAAAUGGAAGGGGGGGUCCAGGUGACCAGCUUAACAUAAACGUAUAUUUAAAAAAUGCUAAACCUCUUUACAUUGCAUAAACCUUUGAGUUUUAGAAAGGGCUAUAAAUUGUAACUAGUACUAGAAUAUCCCGUUUUUUAAAUAGGUGUGUUUUUGUUUUGUUUUUUUAUUAAAUGUCAUGAACAGUGAUGGACCAGUAUAAUCGGGUACUGUCUAUUAAUGACAAUGUAAUUACUAGAUGAUCAGGUACUUUAAAUAUACUUUUCAGAUUUUUUUUUAUUUUUUUUUGUCAUUUUACCCAGUGUUUUCUUGACUUACUAUGUACAUUUUGAAACCAGUGAUUAGCUGGUUAAAGUAACCAAUGAAUGUAAAAAAUGUUGGUAACAAAAUUGUAAUCCAGCACUACCAUUUGUCAAUAAAGUUUUAUCUGCACCUGAA